AUGUGCCAUGUGCCAUGUGCCAUGUGCAGCAUCAAGGAGGCUCCAUGGCUCGCCCUCACACUCUCACUGGCUGUCAUUUCUCCUUCUCUCCACCCUGCCCACAGCGAUCCUGACAGCAUCAACCGCAUCGAACCGUCUCACACUGCACGCCCUAGUGUCCUCUCUUCCCCCCCCGCUCCCUUCCUCUUCAUGGCAGCACAACGCCCCACGCGUGAUACCACAGGUGCAGGCGAUGGUGGAGGAGACCUGGCCUGGGCAGUGCGUCAUGUGCCGUUUUGUCCUCUCUCUCCCCCUCCUCCCCCCCAUAUGGCAGCACAACGCCCCACGCCUGACGGCUCAGCUGCAGGUGAUGGUGGAGGAGAGCGAGGAGCACAAUGGCCCAGCUCACGCAACACCUCGAGAUGUUGUCUUGUCCUCUCUUCCAUCUCCCCUCCAUUACAGCACAACGCCCCUCGCCUGACAGCACAGCUGCAGGCGAUGGUGGAGGAGAGCGAGGAGGCGUACGGUGCAGAAUGGGAAGCGCCUGACAGCAUCAGCAUGGAGGGCAGCAACGGCGUGAAGCACAUGCGCAUGGGGGACAUCUCGCCCUUCACGCGCUUCAAGUACAGCCUGGUGCACGCAACGCCCGAUGUGUCGGUCCCCAAGGGGGGUGAUAUCUUCGUGGUGGAUCGCAGCAAGCUGCCCGUGCUGCACCACGUGGGGCUCUCUGCUUUCCUCUAUCACCUGCAGCCAAAUGCACUCCUAGCCCCCCACUGGUAUCCCAACGCUGCUAUCCUGCACGUGGUGCUGGCGGGCAGUGGCCGCAUUGAGGUGGUCUAUCCUGACGGCCACACCGCUCUGCACCGUGAUGUUCACACGGGGGAUGUUAUUGCCGUGCCCGCACUCUUCCCUUCGUCCAUGGAGGCGUCUGAGGAGGGAAUGAUGUGGAUUGCUAUCGCCAACCGUCCGCUCUCUCCCCCAUCCUUCCUGGCGGGGGCCACAUCGGUGUUCAAGGGUAUCCCGAAGCGCGUGCUCAUGGCUGCAUUUAACGUUGAGAAGGAGCUUGAGGAUAAGUUCUACAAGGCCCGCCGCGACCCCGAACCACCAUCCUCCCAAAUGACUUGCGUCGCCCCUAUGAGGGCUUGCGCGCUCCUCUCCCGCCUCUACUCGCCACCCGCCACGCGUCUGUCCGCCUUUCGUCGCCACGUGUGUAGCGCGCCAAUGGGGUUCGUCGUCGCGUCGAGCCAAUCAAAAGUGCAGUUCGUGGAGCUGCAGGGGCAGGGCCUGGCGGAGCGGAAAGCCGCCAUUCAUGAUCUACGAGUCGUACCUCUGGAGGGACCCUCACGCUACAUCAGACCACGGAGUAUUCGCUACAAGCAGCACGGCAAGGACCGUCGAUGGGACAUGGUGCAAUCGCAUCCGUCGGUUGCGGUGCUGCUCUUCCACACAGAACUCCAGAUGCUCCUCAUGGUGCGGCAGUUCCGCCCCACAGUACUUGCAGCAGCAGCAGCGGCGGCGGCAGAGGGGGAGGAAGAGGGGAACGAGGAGGGCGUCAACCUGACAGGGGACCUUCAUUCUGCCUUCACAUACGAGCUGUGUGCGGGCCUGGUGGACAAGGCAGGCAAGGACCUUAGACAGAUUGCCAAGGAGGAGGUGUUGGAGGAGACGGGGUACGACGUGCCACUGGAGUCACUACAGCUGGUGACGGCUGCUCUCACGUCCGUGGGGAUAUCCGGGGCCCGACAGACAAUGUUUUAUGCUGAGGUGAACGAAGCUCAAAGAACUCAUGCUGGGGGAGGCAAGGAGGACGAGGGCGAGGCCAUAGACGUGGUGGGUUUACCCCUCGCCCAGCUGGACGCCUUCAUUGCUGACGUGGACCUGCCCAAGAGCCCUGGGGGGCUGUUCGGGGUCGCAUGGUUCAAAGCUACAGUGCUGCCCACUUUGCAAGGCUCAAGCUGA
Molecule: messenger RNA, 1938 nt
Organism: Closterium sp. Yama58-4
Lineage: Eukaryota; Viridiplantae; Streptophyta; Zygnematophyceae; Desmidiales; Closteriaceae
Source: the annotation of a GenBank genome assembly